AUGCCAUUGAACAAUGUCAGAAGACCAGAUUUGGUCGCUACUUAUAACCACACACCGGCUCCAAAGGGGUUAUACAGCUCUUCCUCCUCCUCCCAAGGUAUGCUAAGUCAAUCUAUGCCAAUGGCUGCUAUGUUCAUGAAAAACAAGUUCCUUGCAUGGUUUGCUGUUUUGACUACGUGGCACGUAUUCCUUACUUCCCAACCAGAUCCAUCCAACCCAACUGAUUCACCAUUCAUGAAAAUCGGUAUGGCUGUAUUAGCUGUUGGUAUGAAUUACUUAGGAUUGUUCUUCCCAGGUACUCAACCUCCUCCACUCGGUGUUGUUCCUAAAGCCACUUCCGAUUCAUCGGCUACUACAACUGCUUGA
Molecule: messenger RNA, 366 nt
Organism: Kluyveromyces lactis
Lineage: Eukaryota; Fungi; Ascomycota; Saccharomycetes; Saccharomycetales; Saccharomycetaceae
Exons: 1
Coding region: 1-366 (121 amino acids)
Biological process (GO): protein insertion into ER membrane
Cellular component (GO): endoplasmic reticulum membrane
Molecular function (GO): protein folding chaperone
Source: RefSeq, a predicted model, not a curated record